Messenger RNA from Patiria miniata (bat star), 350 nucleotides. RefSeq names its product sulfotransferase 1A3-like. The transcript is spliced from 2 exons. The coding region runs from base 3 to 320 and encodes 105 amino acids. The record is from RefSeq and is a predicted model, not a curated record. Lineage: Eukaryota; Metazoa; Echinodermata; Asteroidea; Valvatida; Asterinidae. Gene Ontology annotation, molecular function: sulfotransferase activity.
AAAUGAUGAGGGAAAUGUACACGGCCCAGCAACCGUACACGCUGGGCGAGUACGAAGGAGGCCCACUUAAUUCAAACAUUCACAAAAUCAUGGACGAGCUGAGGUCAUUUGAGGUCAGAGCCGACGACUGUUGGAUCGUUACCUACCCAAAAGCAGGCACAACUUGGGUUCAGGAGAUCAUGUCGGCCGUGAUGCAUGAUGGGAACCUUGAAGAGGUCAGCAAAAGCCACUCUAUGCUUCGCGUGCCAUAUUUUGAGCAGAAUUUCCCCGAGGAAGUAAGGCGGCUCAUUGAUAUAUAUUGCUGUAUUUGUUUUACUUAAUCGCAAAUUAGAAGAACCGUCAGAGCAGCA